AUCCUCCCCCACCCUACUGUAUAUUGUUGUGGAUUUGUUUAAGAGUAAUUCGAAAUAUUAUUUUAUGUCGGAACAGUGUUUCGUCAAAGCACUCUAAGGUUGUACGCGUAGAAAUGGUUUCACGAAGCUACCCAUUCAUCUUGUUACUCUCACUGGCACUUAUGGUGCUGUUGGGACAAAAGUACUUGUCAGACACUGAUAAAAUCUAUGGUAAAAACAAUGACUAUGGGGCCAAGGUAAAUGGUAAUACAGCGCUUGCUGGUGAAUUAGAAAGUGGAGAUACAGCAGUGGUGGAAGAAGAGGUAUUAAAUGUUCAAAAGGAGGGUUUUUGUAGUAAACCAGAAUCCGCACAUAACUACACGGUGUGUGAGAAUCUCCCUUUACUGCCGGUGGUGUGCGGGGAACAGGCUGAGAAACGUGAAUACGAUGAGAAUGGGGGGAAAUACAGAGUUCCUAACAUAGUUCACCUUGUACGUGUGGGAGAUAUGAAUUUCGAUGCUGUCAUGUUCCUCAACCUUCGAUCUGUGGCGAGAAUACAACAACCAGAAAUCAUUUACAUCUAUUAUACCACUGAAAAACCUACAGGAAUAUACAUUGAGAGAGCAGAAAGAGAAAUCCCGUGUCUUUUGUGGGUUAAAGUUGAGGAUCCAGAUUCCGUGGACGGGAUACAGCUUAGCGUUCCACAGUCGCGCUCUGACGUCAUUCGAUUCACGAAAAUCUUGGAACGUGGUGGAAUCUAUGUUGCCAACGACGUUAUUUUGUUAAAAAGUCUCGAUCCGUUACGACGAUACUCGUUUGCUGCAGGACGUGAACGUGAGGACAGCAUUAGCGAUGGGAUAAUGCUGGUUGAACCGAACUCAAUAUUCGCCCACACAUUUUACCAGGAAAGUUAUUUGGAAGCUUUGCGGAGUUACAACCCAUCACAAGAUGAUUUCAAAUAUGCCCAAGACGGAUUAUUUGCUUUUUAUAGACAGCACAUGCGGGACGAUGUUCACGUUAAGAACGAUUAUCUUUCCCGACCUCCGUCACUAGAGGGAUUCGGAGCGACUGUUAUUGGACAUUGGGACCUAAGCCAGCAUUAUGCUUUAAAUUUACAACUAUCCAAUACCUUUACCGACAGGCCUGAACCGGGUUGGGUACAAACAGCAAUGGAAGAGGAACUUCGGACAAUGGACAACGUAUAUGGUGAAGCGGCGAGGAUCGCUUAUUUCGGUUCACCCGAUCUAGUGUUUAAGCCAGGGGAAAUCGCACACGAUCGAAUGUCGACCAUAAAACUAAACCCGCUACCAAACAUCGAACCCGACAUUUUAGAACAUGAAAUUUAAAUCAUAGUUCUGUGGUGUAAGAUGGGAUACCGUUAGCACCUACAUACCAUAUUUCCUGGUCGCUUUUUAAACAACUAACUGCGUUCUUUCAGAGUCGCGGGGCCACAGAUAUUUAAUAAACUAAAUGGAACGAAAAAAGAAAUGAAAAUAUCUCAUUUUUCCCCACCCUACCAAUGUAUUUCACCAUCGUUACCACAACGAUAUGUAAAUGAAGCCAUGUUAUUAAACUUGUAUUAAUUAUAACCAGUAACGUGCAGAUCGUGGCGAUUCGGAAAUAAAAUAGAAUUCCCAAACAAACAUAUACGUCAUUAUAUCGUCACGUUUUUUAUUACAAUAAUCAAUAUACACAAACCAGCGU
This is a messenger RNA of Ciona intestinalis (vase tunicate), 1683 nucleotides long. RefSeq lists its product as uncharacterized. Lineage: Eukaryota; Metazoa; Chordata; Ascidiacea; Phlebobranchia; Cionidae. The record is from RefSeq and is a predicted model, not a curated record.